Molecule: messenger RNA, 970 nt
Organism: Leptinotarsa decemlineata (Colorado potato beetle)
Lineage: Eukaryota; Metazoa; Arthropoda; Insecta; Coleoptera; Chrysomelidae
Source: RefSeq, a predicted model, not a curated record
CUGACUUGAGCAAAUUUGCGAACACGAACGCUGUGCGCGCAAAUUUGCUCAAGUCAGUACCACUCAAAAAUGUUGUGUGCGUAAGCGCGUUCCCGCACGAAUACUAUCCGUCGCUUGUCGGUACAUCAAAGGAAACUCGUGCUCAGUGUGGACGGUGUUUUGGUCAUGAAAGCUUGUUCGCGCAUAGUCUUUUAUAAAAUAUGGAGUGGGACAAUGAAAAGGCGCUCCAAUUAAUAGAUGAAUAUGAGAAAUAUCCGAUUUUAUGGAAUGCCAAACAUCCGGAGCACUUCUCAAGGAACAAAAAAUCAGAUGCAUGGGAACAUAUUGCGUAUAACUUAAAAGUGGAAGAACAUGAAGCGAAACAGAAAAUGAAUAGUCUUCUAGGGUCAUUUCGGAGGGAAAAAGCAAAAGGAAAAAAAAGUUUUGGGACAGGCAUAGGUCAGAAAGAUGUGUAUAUAUCGAAAUGGUAUGCAUUUAAAAGAAUGCAUUACUUACUUGAUAAAGAUGAACCAAGAGAAACAAUUGAUACAGAGACAGAAUGCGCUAUUAUUGAUGAGGUACAGAAUCCUGAGGAAGAAGAUCGCGGACCGCUGGAUACUUCUCCCCAAAAUUCUGAUUUAGGAAGCACAACACCUCAAAUUGACUUGCAACCCCAAAAUGAACAGGAUGUGAAUGAAAUGCCUCCAAAACCGAAAAAGAUGAAAGCAAAACAGUAAAAUGAAGAUCCAAGAUUGGAGGAAGCUUUUCAAAUUUUGACAAAAAUGGCCGCACCUCAAGCAGUCGUAACAGAAGAUGAAUUUGCAGUAUAUGGACAAUACAUAGCAAAUAAACUGAGAGGUAACAGUAGAAGGACUCCAGUCAAAGUUGAACAUGCUUUUAGUCGAAUUCUCUAUGAGGCUGAUAUCGGCAAAUACGAGUGGGUUGCUCAACCAGUACAGUUUGUUCCUCAUACUAUGUCACAACAACUUAC